Ipomoea nil (Japanese morning glory) is the source of this 1152-nucleotide messenger RNA. Its product is annotated as probable xyloglucan endotransglucosylase/hydrolase protein 26. Gene Ontology annotation, biological process: cell wall biogenesis; xyloglucan metabolic process. Gene Ontology annotation, cellular component: cell wall; apoplast. The coding region runs from base 105 to 983 and encodes 292 amino acids. NCBI's taxonomy places the organism in Eukaryota, Viridiplantae, Streptophyta, Magnoliopsida, Solanales, Convolvulaceae. The transcript is spliced from 4 exons. Gene Ontology annotation, molecular function: hydrolase activity, hydrolyzing O-glycosyl compounds; xyloglucan:xyloglucosyl transferase activity. The record is from RefSeq and is a predicted model, not a curated record.
GCCUAAUUUAAUUUCCAAAGUCUUUAAUUUGUUUCAUCAGUACGGAGUAGCAGAAAACAAGGAAUUGAAGAAAGAGAACUAACGUUCGUUGUUGCAGAUCAAAAAUGGCCGCAGGUUUUCGAGUUUUAUCGUUGUCUCUGUUCUUCAUCUGUGCAGCAGAGAUGAUGAUGAUGUCAGUGGAUGCCAAAAUCUCGAAUAGCAUGUUCGUCUACUGGGGCGCCGCCAAUCAUUCCUCCAUGCUCGCCGAUGAUCUUCAGCUCGUUCUCGACCAAACCUCCGGUUCUGGUGUUCAAUCCAAGAGGGAAUUCUUGUUUGGGAGCUUUGAGAUGCAGAUCAAGUUGGUUCCGGGGAACUCUGCUGGAACAGUCACCGCAUACUAUCUAUCGUCGACCGGCAACAAGCACGACGAGAUUGACUUUGAGUUCCUCGGCAAUGUCUCCGGGCAACCUUACAUUAUCCAUACGAAUAUUUUCACUCAUGGCACCGCCGGCCGGGAAGUGCAGUUCCACCCCUGGUUUGAUCCCACCGCCGACUAUCACAACUACACCAUUCAUUGGAACCCCAACGCCAUCGUAUGGUACAUUGACGGCGUGCCAAUCAGGGUGUACAGGAACUACACCAGCCUAGGAAUCCCCUACCCGAACCAACAACCCAUGAGGGUCUACUCAAGCCUCUGGGACGCCGACGACUGGGCGACGAGGGGCGGGCUGGACAAGAUUGACUGGACCAAAGCUCCGUUCAUCGCCAAGUACCGGAACUUCCGGCCAAGGGGGUGUUACUGGAACGGGACGGCCAGCAUCGCCCAGUGCGCCACCCCUUCAAGGCAAAACUGGUGGAGCACCGCCGCAUUCAGCCGCCUCAGCUACGCAAAGGCCGGCCAGAUGAACUGGGUCAGGCAAAACUUCAUGGUCUAUGACUACUGCAAAGAUACAAAGAGAUUCAAAGGGUUGAUGCCUGGAGAAUGCUAUAUGCCACAGUCCUAGCUAAGAAGAUCAUCCAUUAUACACAACUCACAACAAUAAUCCUCUAAGAUAUCAGUUCUUAAUCCAUUCCCCAUUGUUUUUUUACUGUUUGACUUCAAUUUUUUAUACUCCAUUCUUUGAUUUUUAACUGGAUAUUCAAUACAACUUGGAAUGUAACUUCUCAGACCUU